Molecule: messenger RNA, 4497 nt
Organism: Neoarius graeffei (lesser salmon catfish)
Lineage: Eukaryota; Metazoa; Chordata; Actinopteri; Siluriformes; Ariidae
Gene: nfkb2
Product: nuclear factor of kappa light polypeptide gene enhancer in B-cells 2 (p49/p100)
Exons: 24
Coding region: 218-2956 (912 amino acids)
Biological process (GO): regulation of transcription by RNA polymerase II; cellular response to stress; innate immune response
Cellular component (GO): cytoplasm
Molecular function (GO): DNA-binding transcription factor activity, RNA polymerase II-specific; protein binding; RNA polymerase II cis-regulatory region sequence-specific DNA binding
Source: RefSeq, a predicted model, not a curated record
GUCCAUGGCCGCCACACACGAGUGCGUUCAGUCACUUAGGACGGAGUCCAAAACUCAUUCACACACCAAGGAUGACAGAAAUAUAUCUUCUACAGCUUAAGAGAGCAUUCUAAACGCUUUUUAAAAACUUAAAUAUAUAUAUAUAAUUUAAAAAAACUAACUACUUUGAAGAUUAUCAGCAUACAGCUCGUUUUGGAUUUGUACAGCAACUUUCAGCAUGGCCGGAGCUCUGAGCAUGGACGAAAGUCAGUACGGCAUGAAAAUGUUUGACAACGAGCAAUUCGUAAUGGACGUCUCCUAUCAUCAGUUAAUGCCCUCGUUCGAGAUUAAAAGUGAACCUUAUGUUCCAGAAACAGCUCAUGGGCCUUUCUUACAGAUAAUUGAGGAGCCCAAACAAAGAGGCUUCCGGUUUCGUUACGAGUGUGAGGGUCCAUCUCAUGGGGGUCUCCCAGGCGCUUCCAGUGAGAGGAACAGGAGGACGUAUCCCACUGUUAAGGUGUGUAACUACGUGGGUCAUGCUCGGGUCGAGGUGCAGCUCGUGACACACACCGAGCCUCCUCGUGUCCAUGCACACAGCCUUGUUGGAAAACAGUGCAAUGAGAAUGGAACAUGCAGCAUAGAUGUGGGUCCCACUGACCUCACAGCACAGUUCAGCAAUUUGGGUAUUCUUCAUGUUACUAAAAGAGGAGUGGUAGAUGUUCUGACAAAGAGACUGAGAGAAGAGAGAAAGAGAAUGAAGCAGCCUGGAUUCCAUUUUACCGAUGCAGAAGAGCAGGCUAUUAUUCGAGAAGCGAAAGAGCUGGGCAAGACCAUGGACCUAAACAUAGUGAGGUUAAAGUUCACUGCUUACCUUAAGGACAGCAACGGAGGCUUCACCAGAGCUUUGAAACCAGUCGUCUCGAACCCCAUCUACGACAGCAAAUCUCCCAAUGCGUCCAAUCUCAAGAUCUCACGCAUGGACAAGACUUCUGGCUCGGUGAAGGGAGGGGAUGAGAUCUUCCUGCUGUGUGACAAAGUUCAAAAAGAUGAUAUUGAGAUUCGUUUCUAUGAGGACGAUGAAGAGGGAGGUUGGGAAGCGUACGGUGAUUUCUCUCCCACUGAUGUACACAAACAGUAUGCCAUUGUCUUUAAAACGCCACCAUAUCGCAAAGAGAUCGAGCGACCAGUCACUGUCUUUCUCCAACUCAAGAGGAAGAAGGGUGGAGACUGCAGCGAGCCCAAACAGUUUACCUACGUCCCACAGUAUCCAGAUAAAGAGGAGGUUCAGCGAAAGAGGAUGAAGUCUCUUCCGCAACCCUAUGACCACUGGCGGGGGCCACAGGGUGGAGCAGGAGGCCUGGGCAGAGGAGCUGGGGGCUUUGGAGGUCCUGGAGCAGGUGGAGGAGGAGGUGGAGGAAUAUUGGGAGGAGGAUUUCAGUUUAAUCAUGUGGAUGGGCCAGGCUUCUACGGUGGUAGCUGUGGUGGAUUUGCAGGAGGCACACAGAUGGCAGGAUCUUCUCCACAGCCGGUUAAAGCCCAGGAACAACAGCAACAACAAGAAAUGCCAACAAACUUAAUAGCACAGCAACACCUCCUUCAGAUUGCUUCGGCUCUACGGAAACGGGCCAUAGCAGAAGCCAAGCACAGUGCUAAGGCCCUGUUGGACUACUGCAGCUCAGGGGAUGUACGCUUCCUGCUGGCCAUGCAGAGACAGCUUUGUGGUGUGCAAGAUGAGAACGGAGACACGCCCUUACAUUUGGCCAUUAUCCACCAGCAGCCAGCAGUGGCCACAAAGCUUAUUCAGACUAUCAUAAACACUCCACAGUUCAAAUUAAUCAACAAGUUCAACCUCCUCAACCAGACCCCGCUGCAUUUGGCCGUGAUCACCCAGCAGCCAAAGUUGGUGGAGCUCUUGCUAAGAGUAGGUGCAGAUCCUACCUUACUGGACAGGGACGGACGGACGGCAGUGCAUCUGGCUGCUCAUGCUGGAGAUGAGACCAUACUGAGAGUGUUGCUAAACAUGCUAGGAGAGCGCCAUUCUCAUCUGUUUAACACCGCUGACUUCUCAGGUCUGUACCCACUGCACCUGGCUGUGAGAAGGGGAGGCGAGCGCUGCCUGCGUGUGCUGGUGGAGGCUGGCGCCAAGAUCAACAUGCCCGAACAGAAGAGCGGUUGCACAGCACUACACCUGGCUGUUAAGGAGAACCUUUUCAAAAUGGUCUGCAUUCUCAUCACUGAGCUGAAGGCUGACGUUAACGCGUGCACAUUUGGAGGAAACAGUCCACUGCACUUGGCUGCCAGUCUCGGCUCUCCACCCCUCUGCUCCAUGCUUAUAGCAGCAGGCGCAGAUAAACAACUGGAGAACGAUGAGCCGCUCUUCUCCUACUCAUCCCACUCUGAUGAGGAAGACCGUGGUGAAAAGAGAGACGACGGAGAAGGACUAGACGAGAAGGACGUAACCGAGCACGUACAAGAAGUGUCGAUAUCACCUGAGAGAAGUCGAGUCAACCCACGCAAGAGACGAGCAGUUGGACACACUCCUUUUGACCUGGCCAACUGUCAGAAGGUUAAAGAUCUGUUGGGUCCAAAGCCGAGUCACCUUUCAUCCAAAAAGACAAAAAAGAGCACUGAAGAUGUGAGCCAACCUCUGGACAGCGAAACAGUCAAUAGGCUGUGUGGCAUCCUCAAUAAAAGUCAAGUACCAUGGAAAGAGCUGGCAGAGAAACUUGGCAUGCUCACCCUGGCACAUUUAUACCAAGAAAGCCCCUCCCCCUGCCAGAAUCUUCUAGAAAACUACCAGUUAAGCGGUGGUCCAUUAGAUGGGCUGGUGGACGCGCUGCAGUCUCUUGGUCUGACAGAAGGAGUCCAACUUCUGAGAACCAGGCAGCCCAGUGAGGACAAACAGAGCACCGACACAACGGUGGACAGUGGCUUUGGCAGUCAGGAGGCAGACAGUCCAGCUGUGGCUAACGAUUGAACAGUGUGGUUCAAUGAAAUAAACUGAUUUUCUUUGAUGCUUUAUCAUCAACCAAAUGGAAAGUUGUCCUGCUAAACUCAUCACAGUGAAGAACUGGCAACCCGGUUUUACACUCACACCCUUUAGUGUGGACAGAGACUCAGAAGAACACGAUGUUAUGACUGGUGCUCUAAAUGUGUAAUGUAGUGACAGUUUGUGGAAGUUAUAAGAAUGAGAUACUGAGAUAUUAUUCAUCUUCAAUAUCCAAGAUGUAACAUUUGCAGUUACAGUUGUGGUCAGAAGUUUACAUACAGUGACAUGAAGGUCAUCUUGGAUAUGAAUGUCAUGGCAGUAUUUGGGCUUUCAGUAAUUCCUCUGAACUGUUCUGUUUCUGUGGCAGAAUGAUUGUACAGCAUACAGCUUUAAUUUAAAAAAAACAAACAGUAAAAUUCAGUGCACAAGUUUUACUGAAAACUCAAGCGUCUCUAAAGUUUGAAGCUGACCACACGGACAAAGAAAAAGUCUUCUGGAGGAUAGCUGUAUGGUCAGAUGAGACAAAGAUUGAGUUGUUUGGCCACAAUGACCACCAUGUACAGAGGAACACUGUACCAGCUGGUGGUGGUGGUAGGAUCAUCAUGCUCCGGGGCUGUUUUGUUGCCAGCGGAACUGGUUCAUUGCACAAAGUGGAUGGAAUAAUGAAGAAGGAGGACUACCUCAGAAUUCUUCAGAAUAAACCAUCAGAAACUUGAACACGACUUUGGACUUACAACAGGACAAUGAGCCCAAACACGCAUCAGAGCUGGUUGUGGAGGAUAAAGCAGGCUAACAUUAAGCUUAAAACAAGCCCCGACUUCAACCCUAUUAAAAAUAUAUGGAUCGUACUUAUAAGUCGAGUCCAUGCCAAGAAAAAAAACAAAGUUAACUGAACUCUACCAAUUCUACCAUGAAGAAUUGUGACAUAUCUAAUCAGAAUUCUGCCAGAAGCUUGUUCAUGGUAAACAAAAAUGUUUGGUCAAGGUGAAUCUUGCGAAGAGACAUUUUACCCAAAUACAGUAUUAGGUGUGCUGUAUGUAUAUUUUUGACCCUGUGUUGAUUUCAGAAAACCCAAAGAAAAUUAAAACUUUUGCACCAAAAUCUAGUGCUUGGUUGUUGUUUUUUUUAAAUUAAAGCUGUAUGCUGUACAAUCAUUCUGCCACAGAAACAGAACAGUUCAAAGAAAUGACUGAAAGCCCAAAUAUUGCCAUGACAUUCAUAUCCAAGAUGACAUUCAUGUCACUGUAUGUAAACUUCUGACCACAGAUGUACUUAAGUACCCUAUUUUCCAGAUAUGAACUUGUGUCUGUCUUCUAAUGUAUUCAUUUAUAAAUGCGUCAGAUUUUUUUCUGUGUUGCUGAUUGCUUUCGAUUUAGCGUAUUACUAAUACUGUGUAUUUAUAUGAGGUAUGUUUUUCAGCUAUAUGCCUGUGCAAUAGAGCCAUGCCCGAAUGUCUUUUUGAUAUGUUGCACAUCUAAGUGUUCGCUUUCUGAUCAUCAUCAUUGAAAUAAAUUUAUUUAAAAAAGAAA